Messenger RNA from Notolabrus celidotus (New Zealand spotty), 1641 nucleotides. Its product is annotated as tripartite motif-containing protein 16-like. The record is from RefSeq and is a predicted model, not a curated record. The coding region runs from base 1 to 1641 and encodes 546 amino acids. Lineage: Eukaryota; Metazoa; Chordata; Actinopteri; Labriformes; Labridae. Gene Ontology annotation, molecular function: zinc ion binding; protein binding. The transcript has a single exon.
AUGGGACAGGAUGGAGUCCAGCCGGGCACUGAAUCCCUCUCCUGUUUGAUUUGUUUGAACCUACCACAAGUACCUGUUACAAUCCCCUGUGGACACAGCUACUGCAUCAGCUGCAUCAACACCCACUGGGACAAAGUGAGAAAAAAGAAGAAAUACAGGUGCCCUCAUUGUGACAAGUCCUUCACACCGAGGCCUGUCCUGCUGAAAGACACAGCGUUAGCAGUCUCAGUGGAAGAACAGAAGAAGACUGGUUUCAAAGCUUCUCCCUGCUCAUUUGGUCUUGAGGAUGUGGCCUGUGAUGUCUGCACCGGGAGAAAACAGAAAGCCUCCAAGUCCUGUCUGCAGUGUCUGGUCUCCUACUGUGAGAAACACCUCCGGCCCCAUUCCCAUUCUUCUGCAUUCAAGAGACACACGCUGGUGGAGCCCUCCAAGAACCUCCACGACUAUGUCUGCUCUCAACACAGCAAGGUGAUGAAGCUGUUCUGCCGCACUGACCAGCGGUGUAUCUGUUACUGCUGCCACAUGGAGGAUCAUAAAGGCCACGAUGUUGUACCAGCUGCAGCAGCAAGGACUGAGAAGCAGAACGAGCUUGUGAUAAGUCGACAAUGCCUCCAGCAGACAACCCAUGCCAGAGUGAGAGAUGUGAUACAUCUUCAAUGGGAGGUGGAGGCUAUCAGACCCUCAGUUGUUAAAGCAGUGGAGCACAGUGAGAAGAUGUUCGCUGGACUGAUCCAUCUCGUGGAGAAUACGAGCUCUGAUGUGAUGCAGCAGGUCAGAUCUCAGCAGGAAACUGAAGUGGGUCGAGUCAAACAGCUUCAGGAUAAGCCGGAGCAUGAGAUCACUGAGCUGAAGAGGAGAGACGCUGAGCUGCAGACGCUGUCACACACAAAGGGCCACGACCGUUUUUGUCUCAACCAUCCAUCACUAUCACGACUCAGUGUACCUACAGACUCACUCGGCAUCCAAACCCGUCCACUUAGGUACUUUGAGGAUGUGGAGACAGCUGUUUCAGAAGAGAGAGACAAACUUGAAGAUAUCCUGAGGGAAAAAUUGACACUGUCUCCCCCAGGCACCACAAUCAGAGCUGUGUUAUUGCAGUACUGGUGUGACAUCACUCUGGAUCCAAACACAGCGUCUGACACACUGUUACUGUCCGAGCAGAACAGAAGGGCCACAGCAGUGUGUGAUCAACAGCCUUAUCCUUUCCACCCUGAGAGAUUCACUUACUGGAAUCAAGUCCUGGGUAAAGAGACUUUGACUGGACGUCAUUACUGGGAAGUGGAGGUGAAAGGGACGUUUGCUCAAGUAGGCGUCACAUACAAGGACAUCAAAAGGGACAACAGCAGAUUCUGCAGAAACCAAAUUAGACUUGGAUAUAAUGUAAACUCCUGGUCUUUCGACAUCAGCCAAUCAGGUUAUACCUUCAAGCAUGACCAGGCCGAAAGCAAAGUCACAGACCCUCUGACUCCAAGAAUAGGAGUGUACCUGGAUCACAGUGCAGGUGUUUUGUCCUUCUUCAGGGUCGCUAAAACCAUGACUCUCCUCCACAGAGUCCAGACCACGUUCACUCAGCCUCUCUAUGCUGGACUGGGAAUGUAUUUUCCACCAACCACUGCUAAGUUCUGUGAGCUCGCCUGCUGA